This is a messenger RNA of Beta vulgaris subsp. vulgaris (sugar beet), 711 nucleotides long. RefSeq lists its product as uncharacterized. Lineage: Eukaryota; Viridiplantae; Streptophyta; Magnoliopsida; Caryophyllales; Amaranthaceae. The record is from RefSeq and is a predicted model, not a curated record. Gene Ontology annotation, molecular function: nucleic acid binding; zinc ion binding. The transcript has a single exon. The coding region runs from base 1 to 711 and encodes 236 amino acids.
AUGAAAGAUGCUAAGGCAUUAUAUCUAAUACAAAAUGCGGUCACGGAUAUAAUAUUUCCAAAAAUUUUAAGAGCCAACACGGCAAAGGAGGCUUGGGAGAUCCUGCAACAAGAAUUUCAGGGAGAUAGCAAGGUGAGAAGUAUCAAACUCCAGUCUCUAAGAAGAGAAUUUGAAAACUUAAAAAUGAAAGAAGGAGAAUUAAUGAAAGAUUAUUUUUCAAAGGUAAUAGAAAUAGUGAAUCAGAUGAAAUCAUAUGGAGAAGAAAUUUCAGAUGAGAAAAUUGUGAAGAAAAUUUUAUUAAGUUUAACGGAAAAAUAUGAUAACAUUGUUGCUAUUAUUGAAGAAACAAAAGAUAUAUCAAAAAUAACAGUAGAGCAACUUAUGGGAUCUUUGGAGUCCCAUGAACAAAGGAAAAAUAGGCAUAUUGAUGAAGAAAUAAUUGAGACAGCUCUUGCAGCAAAAUUUAAGAAAAUGCCCAAGAAAGAUUAUGGGGAUGAAGACGAAGAGAAAUCAGUGAAAGGUAUGAAUCAAAAACUAUCCUGCAAUAUUUGCAAAAAGACUAACCAUGAUACCGCAGACUGUUGGCAUAAAGGAAAGCCACAGUGUUGGCAGUGCAAAAAGUUUGGUCAUGUAGGAAAGAAUUGCAGGACCAAGAAAAACAAUGAAAUUGUCAAUUUUGACAAAGAAAAUGAAGAAGAAAAUUUAUUUUGA